AUGUCGACCAACGACAACGAUCCGCACAGCGACCCGGAGAAAUGCAUGGAAAUUCUCCUGCGUGUGCCGCUGACGCUACACUAUCUCACCGAAGGCAACGCUAACGUUAUCUAUAGCAUAGCACCUAACACCACCGACCCUGACCUCGCUCUGCACGACCACUGCUGCGUUUUACGUAUGCGCAAGGAUCUGCCAACCACGCGGCCCACCCUGGUCAACAUGACGGCCAUUCGCGACAGGAUCACGCCACUAUUUGGACCGGAGCAUGUGCAUAAUUUGAUGCCCAAGGCUCUGUAUCCUUUGACGGAGAAUACAUUGCAGCAGGCGGAUGAGAUCCUUCGAAAGCUGGACAAGCACUUGGCAGAGAGCAAGGCAGGUUCACGCGUGCCUGCAGGACGAGGCCCUGGGCACCCACCACUUAACGAAGAGCCACAUGCCGUUCUGAUGCCCAACUUGCGGCAUGGCGACCAUACACUGUUCCAUGAGUUCAAGCCCAAGUGGCUGCAUCAGAGCCCGAGUGCGCCUGCAGGGGCUCGACGGUGUCGUACAUGUGCGACUAAUGCGCUAAAACGUUCCAAGGGAGGAAAGAAGGGCAAGGGUGACUCCGGCUUCUGUCCCUUGGAUUUGUUCUCAGAUGAUCGAGCGAUCAUCAAGGGCAUCUUGCAGAAGAUCGAUCCUGAGCAUGGCGAUUCCGACUGGUUCAUCGAUGCCUUUUUGCAGCAGAUCCAACCUGUGAUACAGCACCUUGCGACGUUGCAGGCCGAGCACAAUACGGAGGUCUUGAAGACCCCAGCAAUCCUGGCGCACACGACUAUGCUGUUGCGAUGGCGAAGGCUGAAAGUCGCACAUGUCAAGCUCGCCGACCUGGACCUCAAGCUCAUGACCGAUGAAAAUCUGAAGAAGUGGGCGAAGAUGGAGAACGAGCUAAUCUCGAGCGGAGUGUACACCAGCACCGCCAUGCCUGGCUCAGCCUGUGCACUAGAGCGGCAGCUAGACUGA
Cyphellophora attinorum is the source of this 999-nucleotide messenger RNA. RefSeq lists its product as uncharacterized. Lineage: Eukaryota; Fungi; Ascomycota; Eurotiomycetes; Chaetothyriales; Cyphellophoraceae. Gene Ontology annotation, cellular component: nucleus. Gene Ontology annotation, biological process: inositol phosphate biosynthetic process. The record is from RefSeq and is a predicted model, not a curated record. Gene Ontology annotation, molecular function: ATP binding; inositol-1,3,4,5,6-pentakisphosphate 2-kinase activity. The transcript is spliced from 2 exons. The coding region runs from base 1 to 999 and encodes 332 amino acids.